UUCUUGCAGGCUGCUGAUGUUGCCAAACCUCUGGAGCGAUUGAGCAACAAACAUCUAAUCUUCCAGAAUAUAGAUUAUGCACUUGACCUGUAUCUGAUAUACGUGUUGACAUUGUCAAUUUUCCCAGGAUUCGUAUUUGAAAAUACUGGUAAACACAAUUUGGGCAACAAAUGGUACCCUCUUGUUCUGAUUGCAAUGUACAAUGUGUUGGAUCUUAUAUCAAGAUACAUUCCCCUUGUUCCAAGUUUGAAAUUGGAGUCUAGGAACGGCCUCCUGAUUGCAGUACUCUCUCGUUUUCUACUCAUUCCUGCAUUCUACUUCACUGCAAAAUACGGUGAUCAAGGAUGGAUGAUCUUUCUCGUUUCUUUCUUGGGACUGACCAAUGGCUAUCUCACUGUCUGUGUUCUUACAAUUGCACCAAGAGGUUACAAGGGGCCUGAAGCAAAUGCGUUGGGAAAUUUGCUUGUGCUAUUCUUAUUAGGUGGCAUAUUUUCAGGGGUUACCCUUGAUUGGCUUUGGCUCAUAGGCAAAAAGAAGGCCUUCUACAGUGCCAAAUCUGCCUGCAGCUGGUAAACAAAGUUGGUCCUCUUUCAU
This is a messenger RNA of Populus euphratica (Euphrates poplar), 594 nucleotides long. RefSeq names its product equilibrative nucleotide transporter 3-like. Gene Ontology annotation, cellular component: plasma membrane. Lineage: Eukaryota; Viridiplantae; Streptophyta; Magnoliopsida; Malpighiales; Salicaceae. The record is from RefSeq and is a predicted model, not a curated record. Gene Ontology annotation, biological process: nucleoside transmembrane transport. The annotation marks the transcript as partial. Gene Ontology annotation, molecular function: nucleoside transmembrane transporter activity. The transcript is spliced from 3 exons.